Messenger RNA from Phragmites australis (common reed), 1260 nucleotides. RefSeq lists its product as uncharacterized. NCBI's taxonomy places the organism in Eukaryota, Viridiplantae, Streptophyta, Magnoliopsida, Poales, Poaceae. The transcript is spliced from 6 exons. The record is from RefSeq and is a predicted model, not a curated record. The coding region runs from base 1 to 690 and encodes 229 amino acids.
AUGGUGGCUGCUCAAAGGUGUGCUAUGGCAUACUUGCACCAAAGACAAUCCAGUUCCGCAGAGAGGAUUGUUAUACACUUUAACUUUUUUUCUUAUUUUUUUAUCCAUUCCGCUGGGGUUCGUUUUCUUCUCCCUUCGUUUGCUCUCGUCACAUUUACGCACGCCGCCGGCCUUUUGACCCGAUGCGCGCCGCCGGCCUCCUCUCACCGCCCGAUCCGGGUGGUGCGCGUCGGCAGCCUCCUCUCCAAGACGUGCGCCGCCGAUCACCUCUCCUCGCCCGAUCCUGGUCGUGCGCGCAGCCGACCUCUUCUCCCCAUCGAUCUGGGUGGAGUACCCAAGCUGCAGCGCUCCGAGCUGGAAGGUGCUUGUGAGGACUUCAGUAAUAUUGUUGCAAGCUAUCCGCACUACACUGUACAUAUAAGGGAACCUUAUCGAGUGGUGUCGAGAUAUGUAUCAACUAUGAUUACGUCUAGCAAAGAUUGGUCAAAGCAUUCAGAAGGGCGAUUCAGGAAAAAGACUCGCUCUCACGAAUUAAUCAUAAGAACUUCAUACUGUGAGGAGGAAGAGCCUUUCAUGAGGAUGAUGGUGUUGGAAUAUGCGCCCAAUGGAACACUAUACGAACAUCUCCAUGAUAGCAGACAUGAGUGUUUGGUAAGAAGUAUACUCCAGAGGAAAUAUGCCCCAGAAUGAUGACUUUGUUGAUCACCAUGAGCCAGUAGCUGCUGAUCCAGCUGGGAAUGUAUGCAGUUUUGGUCUGCUCAUGCUGCAAAUCAUCCCAGGAAAGCCUCCAUAUUCCGAACACAAGGGCUCCCUUGCAAACUUGGCUUUGGAGUGCAUUAGGGAAGACCGGAUCAUGUCUUGUUUACUUGAUCCUACCUUGAAUGCUCACAAAGAAAAGGAGCUAGAAAUCAUUUGCGAGUUGAUCCAGGAUUGCAUGUCCAAGCAUGAGAGAAGUCGCCACUAGAUUGAGAGAAAUAAUAGCGAUUACACCGGAGGCGGCAACGCCGAGGUUAUCUCCACUUCGGUGGGCAGAGCUUGAGAUCCUUUGAGUUGAAGCAAGCUAGGGAAAAUGUUCAUAUGAUAUCGUUCUUACAAGCAACACUGAGGCUCUGUGCAUACUGUCAUGCAACCCUGUACAUCUCUGUUGUGCAUUAAUUUCAUCUUUUGUUGUAAUUUCGGUGUCGGCGUGUGUUACAUUCUUCCCCUUCCCCUUAAAUUCAAUCGCCGGGUUAUUUUUCUCGUUUCUUCUCCACUUUCCUA